ACUGAAUGUUGGUGGUACUGCGUCAAAUACAGCUAUGUCUAUCUACAACUCCGGAACGUUCACAAGAUCUAGUGGACUUAUCAGCGCGAUUUCGAAACAGUUACGCUCUGUGACUCUGAAACCUGUUAAAAAGAUUUCAGUCAAAUUUGAUCCUUUCCAAGAAAAUGUCACAGAAACGAGAAACUUCCUGUUCCACAUUUCUUCCCCUAAGAUAUUGUCGUCAAAUACUAGUUGCGCCAUCAAGACAGACAUUCUUUGUGACCGAAGUGAACCCAUCAUAAGCUUCUUUCUUGUUAAUGGUGAAUCAGUGAUUUUCAAAAGCAAGAACCUGACUGCCCUUGAACUGUUGCAAUUGUACAACAAGCACAUAACACCUCUUGCACCAGCUGAACAGCCUGCCUCAACUGUAAAGACUAAAUCUGAGAGAAAGGCUGCAGGGAGACGACAAUAGAAGAAAAUUUUCAAAAUCAUGGCUAGGCACCGAGAUCAGUAUAGUUUGAGACUUAUUGACACUCUAUACAAUCAGGUCCCAGCAUUUACAGACAUAUUUGAUGAAGAGACUUGGUAUAUAUUUUGUGCAUGUUUUGUUGCAGGUACU
This is a messenger RNA of Schistocerca cancellata (South American locust), 598 nucleotides long. RefSeq names its product 39S ribosomal protein L53, mitochondrial (gene mRpL53). The transcript is spliced from 3 exons. Gene Ontology annotation, cellular component: mitochondrial large ribosomal subunit. The record is from RefSeq and is a predicted model, not a curated record. Bases 35 to 451 code for a protein of 138 amino acids. Lineage: Eukaryota; Metazoa; Arthropoda; Insecta; Orthoptera; Acrididae.